This is a messenger RNA of Echinops telfairi (small Madagascar hedgehog), 1625 nucleotides long. RefSeq names its product ATPase H+ transporting V1 subunit B1 (gene ATP6V1B1). The transcript is spliced from 11 exons. The record is from RefSeq and is a predicted model, not a curated record. Gene Ontology annotation, biological process: ATP metabolic process; proton transmembrane transport. Gene Ontology annotation, molecular function: ATP binding. Lineage: Eukaryota; Metazoa; Chordata; Mammalia; Afrosoricida; Tenrecidae.
UGUGCCAUGGCCUUGCAGGUAGACAGCAGGUCUGGGGGGCUCCCUGGCAAUGCCUGUGAGCUGGGCGUGGCCCGUGAACACCUGCAGGCGGUCACCCGAAACUUCAUCACCCACCCCCGUGUCACCUACCAGACCGUGUGCAGCGUCAACGGGCCGCUAGUGGUGCUGGACCAGGUCAAGUUUGCCCAGUAUGCUGAGAUCGUCAACUUUACCCUCCCCAAUGGGACUCAGAGGAGUGGGCAAGUGCUUGAGGUGGCUGGGACCAAGGCAAUUGUCCAGGUGUUUGAAGGGACCUCUGGGAUUGAUGCCCAGAAGACUACCUGUGAAUUCACAGGGGACAUCCUACGGACACCAGUGUCAGAGGACAUGCUGGGCCGGGUUUUCAAUGGCUCCGGCAAGCCUAUUGACAAGGGGCCAGCUGUCAUGGCGGAGGACUUCCUGGACAUCAAUGGCCAACCCAUCAACCCCCAUGGUCGCAUCUACCCCGAGGAGAUGAUCCAGACUGGCAUCUCCCCCAUUGACGUCAUGAACAGCAUUGCCCGUGGGCAGAAGAUCCCCAUCUUCUCAGCAGCUGGGCUGCCCCACAAUGAGGUGAGGUCUCAGAGGCCAGCAGGCUCGGCCAAGAGGAAGGGGCCAGUAACACCCACCCCCCAGCCCACCUUCCAUUCAGCACUGGGGCUAAGUAAGCACUCACUGGAGCUCUAGGGCCCCAGGUCCCUCACCCCUGGCCGCACCCCCAGGAUUGAGCGGAUCAUCACCCCUCGCCUGGCACUGACCACGGCCGAGUUCCUGGCCUAUCAGUGUGAGAAACACGUGCUGGUCAUCCUGACAGACAUGAGCUCCUACGCAGAGGCCUUGCGGGAGGUCUCUGCUGCCAGGGAGGAGGUGCCCGGGAGAAGAGGCUUCCCCGGCUACAUGUACACAGACCUGGCCACCAUCUAUGAGCGGGCGGGCCGCGUGGAGGGCCGGGGUGGCUCCAUCACCCAGAUCCCCAUUCUCACCAUGCCCAACGAUGAUAUCACCCACCCCAUCCCAGACCUGACAGGCUUCAUCACAGAGGGGCAGAUCUACGUUGACAGACAGCUUCAUAACAGACAGGUACCACCCCUCCCUGCCCACUUCCCGCUCUCCCCAGCCAUCGGGAAGGACGUGCAAGCGAUGAAGGCCGUGGUCGGGGAGGAGGCGCUCAGCCCGGAGGACCUGCUCUACCUGGAGUUCCUGCAGAAGUUCGAGAAGAACUUCAUCCACCAGGGCCCCUACGAGAACCGCUCUGUGUUCGAGUCGCUGGACCUGGGCUGGCAGCUGCUGCGCAUCUUCCCCAAAGAGAUGCUGAAGCGCAUCCCGCAGAGCGUCGUGGACGAGUUCUACCCCCGCGAGCGGGCGCCCCAGGACCCUGCUGCAGACACUGCGCUCUAGUACCUGCCCUCCCCCAGCCCUGCACCAGCUUCCCUGUGAGCGCUUGUUAACCCCUCGUCCCCCCAACCUCCACUCCUAGCCUCUGUUUUGCCCAGCUAGAAGCCACCUAAGCGUUUAUUGUAAAUGCUCCCCACCCAACCCAGAAGAACACUGGGGAGAAGAAUGCAUGAUCUUAAGAGAAAGCCAAGUUGGCUGAACGGAUGGUUGUA